Messenger RNA from Hyaena hyaena (striped hyena), 1559 nucleotides. It is a transcript of the gene PENK, whose product is annotated as proenkephalin. Gene Ontology annotation, cellular component: dendrite; neuronal cell body; axon terminus. The transcript is spliced from 4 exons. Gene Ontology annotation, biological process: neuropeptide signaling pathway; chemical synaptic transmission; sensory perception. Bases 98 to 940 code for a protein of 280 amino acids. Gene Ontology annotation, molecular function: opioid receptor binding. The record is from RefSeq and is a predicted model, not a curated record. Lineage: Eukaryota; Metazoa; Chordata; Mammalia; Carnivora; Hyaenidae.
CCGGGCGAGGCAGGCGCGCCGAGCCCCGCAGUGCAGCCCGCGGCCCCGCGGCGACGCCGACCGACCGAGGCCCGCGACGAGCAGCGCUUGGGACCCGAUGUCGCCGACCAGCCUGCGCCAUCCGCGCGGCGCCAACCGCAUGGCGCGGCUCCUGAGACUCUGCGCCGGGCUGCUGGCGCUCGGGCCCGGGCUCCUGGCCACCGUGACGGCGGACUGCGGCCACGACUGCGCGACGUGCAGCUACCGCCUGGCGCGCCCGGCCGACCUCAACCCCCUGGCUUGCACACUGGAAUGUGAAGGGAAACUGCCCUCUCUCAAAACCUGGGAAACUUGCAAGGAGCUUCUGCAACUGUCCCAGCUGGAGCUGCCUCAAGAUGGCACCAGCGCCCUCAGAGAGAGCAGCAAGCCGGAGGAGGGCCACGCGCUAGCCAAAAAAUAUGGCGGCUUCAUGAAAAGGUAUGGAGGCUUCAUGAAGAAAAUGGAUGAGCUCUACCCCCAGGAGCCAGAAGAAGAGGCAAAUGCAGGGGAAAUCCUUGCCAAGAGAUACGGGGGCUUCAUGAAGAAGGACGCAGAGGAGGAAGACACCCUGGCCAAUUCUUCAGACCUGCUGAAAGAGCUGCUGGGAACGGGGGACAACCGAGAGAGCGGCCACCACCAAGAGGGAAGUGAUGAUGAUGAAGUGAGCAAGAGGUACGGGGGCUUCAUGAGAGCCUUGAAGAGAAGCCCCCAACUGGAAGAAGAAGCCAAGGAGCUGCAGAAGCGGUAUGGGGGCUUCAUGAGAAGAGUCGGCCGUCCCGAGUGGUGGAUGGACUACCAGAAAAGGUAUGGGGGCUUCCUCAAGCGCUUUGCCGACUCUCUGCCGUCUGACGAAGAAGGAGAAAGCUACUCCAAGGAAGUUCCUGAGAUGGAGAAGAGAUAUGGAGGAUUUAUGAGAUUUUAACCCCCUUUCCGGCCGAUGACCCCCGGCCCAGCAAGCCUCCCUCUGCACCCCCCCCCAAACACCCCCCGGUCAAUCGUAUUUCAUUAUCGCGCACUGCUUGCAUUGUACAGUGGACUUGAUUGUCUGGGUAACUAACCACACAACCAGAGAGCGCUCACUUCAGGUUCUCUGUUCUCUUGACAGUGUUUAUGCUCAGUAUUGGCCGAUUGGAGCUGUGUCGUUUUCAGGCUAAAAUAGUUGUUGUUCCUUUGUCCUUCAUUUUUGACAAAAUGCCAGUAAAUGCUUACUUGUAAAUAGAUACAAUAAACCCAUUACCCCAACUGCAUGACAUUCGUGUAAGUUUCUUCUUCCCCCAAGGUCCUCAUUUGCCUUCUGGUUUCCACGGUAAAUCCUAAAGUUGAAGACUCUGAGGCCAUCUGCUUUUGACAGACUCACCGCUGGCUGCCUCUUCCAACAGCUGAGGCUGCCAAACCAUUUUUUCAUUUAAAUUCCUGACAUGUAAAAUCUUAGAUGAGUAAACACAUUGAGCAAAAUACAAUGUAUAUCCACUCUCGUUUCUGGAAAUCAGAUACAGGACGAAAAGCCAAAACCUAAUAAAGAAAUUAGCGACGCCCUCAUA